Messenger RNA from Erigeron canadensis, 786 nucleotides. Its product is annotated as glycine-rich protein 5-like. The coding region runs from base 1 to 786 and encodes 261 amino acids. The transcript is spliced from 2 exons. Lineage: Eukaryota; Viridiplantae; Streptophyta; Magnoliopsida; Asterales; Asteraceae. The record is from RefSeq and is a predicted model, not a curated record.
AUGCAUUUUCAUGCACAUUACAAAACACACACACCUUCAACAAACAUGGCUAAUCACAAAAUUUCAAGUGUGGUUUUUUUGGUGUUAUUAGGUUUAGGCGUUAGUGCGGCUACUAGAGCUCUCUUGACUUAUGAAGACAGCAUUCCCUACAUUCAUGGUGGUGUAGAAGGAGGUGGUGGUGGUGGUGGAGGGGGUAGUGGUGGUGGAGGGGGUGGUGGCUAUGGUGCAGGAGGAGAACAUGGUGCUGGAUAUGGCGGUGGUUCAGGUGCUGGUGAAGGGGGUGGUGCAGGGUAUGGUGGUGGAGCUGCUGGAGGUGGAGGAGGAGGUGGUGGUAGUGGAGGAGGUAGUGGUGGUGGUGGAGGAGCACAUGGUGGAGGUUAUGGUGGUGGAGAAGGUGGGGGGAGUGGUGCUGGUUAUGGAGGUGCCGGCGGAGCCGCUGGUGGUGGUGGUGGUGGAGGUGGACAUGGUGGUGGGGGCGGUGGAGGAGGAGGAGCCGGUGGUGCUGGUGGAAGUGGAUAUGGUAGUGGCGGCGGUGCUGGUGGUGGGGCAGGAGGAUCACAUGGUGGACAUGCUGGAGGCGGUGGUGGUGGCGGCGCUUCGCCACUAGGUGGAGGGGGAGCACGAGGAAGUGGAUAUGGUAGUGGAGUUGGUGAUGGUAGUGGUUCCGGAGGAUCGCAUGGUGAUCAUGGUGGACAUGAUGAUUGUGGUUCAGGAGGCAGUGGUUGUCAUGGCGGAUAUGGAGGAGGUAGUGGCAAAGGUAGUGGUCAUGGUGGUUAUAUCCCUUGA